AUGGCGCCUGCAGCAAUGAAUCUGCUCUGCACGGGACUCUACCUGCUCUCUUCCCUUGCCCAGGUGACAGAUGCAGCUCCAUGGCUGUUUUCCCGGAGCGUCCCCCGGUCAUCGACUCAUCAUAAUGGCCGCUUAGGAGCCGUCGCCAGUGAGAAUUCCAUGUGCAGUGAACACGGUGCCGACAUGUUGAAACUAGGCGGCAAUGCUGCAGAUGCUAUGGUCGCUACCGUCUUCUGUGUCGGUGUUACUUCUAUGUAUCACAGCGGCAUCGGCGGUGGUGGCUUUAUGCUCAUCCGCGCGCCAAAUGGUACCUAUGAGUUUAUCGACUUUAGAGAGACUGCCCCCGCUGCGGCAUUCCAGGACAUGUUCAAGAACAACACUGAUGGUUCUACUUCUGGCGGCCUCGCAAGUGGUGUACCUGGUGAAGUUCGCGGCUUAGAAUACCUCCACAAGAACUAUGGAAAGCUGCCCUGGAGAACCGUUAUGGAACCCGCCAUCCGCACUGCUCGAGACGGGUUCCGUGUCACCGAAGACCUCGCGCGCAUCAUGGCAUCUGCCACAAAGAGUGGGAACUUCCUUUCUGACAACCCUACUUGGGCUGUCGAUUUUGCACCACAAGGAUCCCUUCUCAAGGUCGGUGACAUCAUCACCCGUAGACGCUAUAGUGACACCCUGGAUAAAAUUGCCAGAUAUGGUGCCGAUGCGUUCUACACUGGACCUAUGGCGGAGGCUAUGGUCAAUGCCGUCCGUGCAGCAAACGGCACCAUGACCCUCGAAGACUUGAAGAACUACACCGUUGCUUCUAGGCCGACUGCCCAAAUUGAGUACCGUGGUAUGACAGUCACCAGCACAACUGCUCCCUCUAGUGGAGUCGUGCUCCUGAGUAUCCUGAAACUACUCAACGGAUACACGAAAUUAUUCCGUUCCGACCCUGUGCCACUGAGUAUUCAUAGAAUGGAUGAGGCCAUCCGAUUUGGAUACGGACAGAGAACCGAGUUGGGCGAUCCGCUUUUCUUCCCUAAUCUCACCGAUUACCAGAAGAAAAUGAUUUCUGACGAGGUUGCCAACCACAACCGUAUGAACAUCUCCGACAAAUAUACGCAGGAUAUAGGGGUAUAUGACCCCAAGGGCCUCGAGAGCUUGAACACCCCCGGAACCUCCCACAUUUCUACUGCCGACCGCACUGGUAUGGCCGUCAGUUUGACAACAACAAUCAACCUCUACUUUGGUAGCCGUGUUAUUGUCCCCGAGACCGGAAUCAUCAUGAACAACGAGAUGGAUGAUUUCUCCAUCCCCGAUCGCAGCAACUCCUUUGGUUACAAGCCCUCACCUUCCAACUUCAUCCGCCCAGGCAAACGACCCCUCUCCUCCAUCUGCCCUACUAUCAUCACACGCCCAGACGGUUCGCUGUUCUUCAUCAGCGGUGCUGCAGGCGGCUCGCAGAUCAUCACUGGUACCCUCCAAAGCGUGGUGAACGUCAUGGAUAGAAAAAUGAAUGUUCGACAAGCCCUUAGAGCUCCGCGACUACACGAUCAACUCGUUCCUAACGUUGUUCUGAUGGAGGAUGAAUUUGAUAAGAGGACCGUGCAGUUUAUGAUUUCACGAAAACACAAUGUCACCAGAGAGAAGUCGGGGAGCACAGUCGAGUCUAUCAUGAGAUUGAGGAAUGGCGUUUUCGAAGCCUCUGGAGAACCACGACUAGCUAACUCUGGAGGAUUUGUCGUUUAG
Molecule: messenger RNA, 1728 nt
Organism: Microsporum canis CBS 113480
Lineage: Eukaryota; Fungi; Ascomycota; Eurotiomycetes; Onygenales; Arthrodermataceae
Product: gamma-glutamyltranspeptidase
Exons: 6
Coding region: 1-1728 (575 amino acids)
Biological process (GO): glutathione catabolic process
Cellular component (GO): plasma membrane
Molecular function (GO): glutathione gamma-glutamate hydrolase
Source: RefSeq, a predicted model, not a curated record